CACAUGACGUUGACAUUUCACUUUCAUUCAUUCGCAAAUCGCAGAUUGUUUUUUGUGACGGUGCACUAACAUUGUUUUUAAAUUGAAUAAUUAAGUUGUUUUCGCGAAACUGAUGUAGGAUAUCCUCGGAAAAAUGUCGUUCGGCAGUUUUGAGAACGUUGGAUCAUUCAUAAGGGAUUGCAAUGGCACGAAAUUACGAUUCGACCAAGCUUGUUUACAAAUUAUUACGACUAAAGAAGUGAGUUUUUGGAGUCAGUAUGAAGAAUGUGAAGGCUGUGUUUUGCUGGAGACGGCGAAGAUACCUGAAACUCGGGCUAUAGUGUUGGGUACAGGGAGCCCGCUGAGGUACGCAGUGCGCAGUGGCAAUGGAGAAAUAUGCACUGCGACAUACCAAUUCGGUGAAUAUGGCCAGUAUUCCCUCAACCUCACCGAAGAUAUUAACCAACCGUGCACGCCCCGUAUGACAGCGGAGCCCGACGCGGCUUUCCUGCCGAUAUUGACGGCGGUGGUCAUUCUGCUGUCAAUGGCGACUCUGUGGUAUGUCAUUAAGGGCAUCGGCAAGAGGGUGGUCGCUGGACGAUUUUAUGCUAGAUAUUUUGCCAGAGAAGACAAUGAGCUGGGCUCCGAGACUCGCGUCCUGACAGCGGAGGCGAGCGUGCCUCGAUCCCCCACGCGCUCUCGCCUGCGCUCGCUUGAUAUCUUCAGAGGAUUCGCCAUCGCUCUUAUGAUCUUCGUGAACGCGGGCGGCGGUGGGUACGGCAUAUUCUCUCACAGCGUAUGGAACGGGCUCACGGUGGCAGACGUGGUGUUCCCAUGGUUCGCCUUCGCUAUGGGAGAGGCUCUCGUACUCUCUCUUAAUGCCCGGCUUAGGACUUCGCUGCCGAGGAUCAAUGCGUUGCAGCAAGUAGCCACCCGUUCCCUCAUGCUGUCCAUGAUCGGCAUAGUGCUGGGUUCGUCCAACGCGUCGUGGCUGGACGUGCGUCUGCCAGGAGUGCUGCAACGCUUGGCGGCCAUGUACCUCAUCGUGGGAGCCCUGGAGUGUGCCUUCAUGAGGACCAGCCAGGAUAUUACACCAGGUCGUUCUCUAUUCCGGGACAUCAGCGCUGGAUGGCAGCAAUGGUUGGCAACUCUCCUACUUGUUGCCAUACAGGUAUGCAUAACCCUGCUGGUGGCGGCGCCGGGCUGCCCGCGCGGCUACAUGGGCCCCGGCGGCCUGCACCUCUCCGCCUACAACCAGUCGCUGCAGAACUGCACCGCGGGCAUCGCCGGCUACAUCGACAGACUGGUACUAGGUCCAUCUCACCUGUACCAGCACGGUACAUUCCACGCGCUGUACCACACUACUGUCCCCCACGACCCCGAGGGCAUCCUGGGCGUACUGUCCGGGGUGCUGGUGGUGCAGGCCGGCGCCCACGCCACCAGGAUCAUGCUCGCUUACAACCAUGCUAGGGCCCGAAUAAUGCGUUGGGUAUUCUGGUCGAUAAUCUUCGGCGUUUCCGGCGGAGCUCUAUGCAUGUUCUCAAAGAACGGAGGUCCGAUACCCGUCAACAAGAACCUAUGGUCGGUGUCGUACUGUCUUGUGACGUCAUCGCUCGCGCUCGCCAUACAAGCCGCGCUGUACUUCAUUGUGGACCUCAAGACCAAGUGGGGGGGCAGACCGCUUUAUUAUGCUGGUCAAAACGCCCUCUUCCUCUACAUCGGCAGCGAACUCCUGAAACGUAACUUCCCUCUGCACUGGGCCCUCUCGGCUCCCACUCACGCGCAGCUGUUAGCGACUCAUGCGGCCGCCAUGCUGAUAUGGCUGGCCGUCGGAGUCGCUUUACACAGGAAACGCAUCUUUAUCACAUUGUAAUAACGUCCUUUUUACUAUAACAAUGUAGGACGGAGUCGGAAGAAGGAAAAGUGUCUUUAAGGUCUUGUCAUAGGGUUCUUUUUACUACAACAAUAAAAUAACUAUUUAAAAAACAUUUUAAUCCCCCCAAAAUACGGUUAUUUUUAAUACAAUUUCAUAAUAUAAAGGUAAUAAGUAGGUAACUUCUCUCUGCACUGGGCCCUCUCGGCUCCCACUCACGCGCAGCUGUUAGCGACUCAUGCGGCCGCCAUGCUGAUAUGGCUGUCCGUCGGCGUCGCUUUACACAGGAAACGCAUCUUUAUCACAUUGUAAUAACGUCCUUUUUACUAUAACAAUGUAGGACGGAGACAGAAGAAGGAAAAGUGUCUUUAAGGCCUUGUUGUAGAGUUCUUUUUGUAAUAAAAUAAUCAUUUAAAAGCCCUUUUUAAUCCCACUAAGAUACGGUUAUUUUGUUAGCGUCUAUUUUACUAUACCAAUGUACGACGAAGUGAGUAAAAGAAAAGUGUCUUAAAGGCCUUGAAAGAGCUAAAGGAAUUUCUGCUGUGUGUCAGCUGUGUAUAUGUCACCGGAAAAUAACAAGACUCGUAAGUUGAUAAAUUUCCUAGGUAGUUGAUAAACACUAGGAAAAUAAUAAACGGCAUUUGAAAUGUAUAUUUAACGCAUUGAAUUUUAGCUAAUUGAUCAACUUACGGUACCUAGCCGUAAUUUUAUAAUUAACUAUAUUGCUACAAGUAUAAUAAUCCACAAAUGGGCCAUAUAUAAAGCUUAUUUUAGUACAGCAAAUAAUAUCUCUAUAAUAUUGAAUAACUUUUUACCAUACCUGUUUAUAAGGACAUCCCUUUAUACUUAAUAUCGAAAAUGGCGUUAAUUUGAUGUACAGUCAACUUCAGGUCAGUGGUAAUAGUUUUAUAGGAAAAUCGUACUUAUUACUAUUGAGUUACGGUGCAUGACAGUUACCACUGAUGUGCAGUUUACUGUACAUUGCACAAUAUAUAAUUUUUGAGGAUUUCCUAUAAAUAUGUGUUGUCUUCCUGUUAAAAAGGUAGUAUAAGAGAUGUUCUUAGGUACGAAGGAAAAAAGACCAUGUCAUAGAGUUAUUUUUCACACAAAAGUUGAAGCGAAGAUUUGUUAAAAAUAGUUAAAGGAAAUUAAUUUCUAUCGCCUUAUAAAUAGAGCUCUUUUUUAUAUAAUGCAGGACGAAAAAAUGUAUACAUGUAUAUUUUUUCAUUAGAGUCUAAACAUGUUUUAUCACCUAGUAAAAUUCAAUUUGCUAUAAUACAUAAUAUGAGAGAUUAAAUAUUAUGAACUUGAGUCUUGGCCUUUUUAAAUUAUCAAUAACCACUAUGGGACUUAAUAUUGUAAUUAUUUUGCAAAUUAAGGGAUGUAAAAAUGUAUAUGAAUUGAUAUAUUUAAAUAAUUCGAGUAACAACAUGCCAAAAUGUAGGCCAAGAUGAAAUUAAAAUAUAGAAUGAAACCUUUUUAAAAUUCAAGAUUAUGCUUAGAACUAAAAUAAAAAACUUUCAAAAUUGGCAUAAAGCAGUAGUUAGAUAAGUGGUAGACAAAUAAAAUUGAAUUGAUUUGCUCAAAGAAUGAAAUGGAAGGAUUUCGAAAGUUAAAAUUAAUUAUAAAUUCACACUUAAAAUAUGGUUAAUUCCUAACACAUUUAGACUGGAUUGUGUCAUUGUUCUCAUAAUUAUUUUUCUUUUAAUGUAUUUAAAAUAUAUCAUUCUGUCUCUGUCAUUUAUGUGUAGAAAGUUGAAACAGAAUGAGCGCUUAAUAUUUAGUUGUAAAAGUAUUAUGGUUCAAUAGCAUAAGUCAGGAUUUGAAGUGUUAAAAUUAUGUUUUUCUAUUCAUUCUUUAUGCUUGAGUUAACUUUUCAUUCACAACUAUUUUAGCUUAAUAACUUCCCUGUUCCAUGAGUCAUAUGUGAUACACACUGCUUGUUAAACUGUUGUGUCUGCAUCACGGACAGUGAAGUGGUUAUUAAUAUAAUCGUAUAUUUUUAUAUUAAAGAAGACAAUUUUGUGUUAAUAAUAUAAUCACUUUAGGCCCAGCGAAUUUAUUCUUUUGUAAACCGUAUAUCAAGGUAGUUAAGGUUUAUAUUAAAUUGUUGUCUUCAAAUGUGUGGUGUGCGCUGGGCCUUUAGAUUUCAUGGAUCGUAUUGUCAUUAACAAAAAUUUUUAUAAUUUUAUCUUGCAUCAUUUAAUGACUCACACAUUAUUUUCAUCAGGAUUAAAACAUAGCCAUCAUUCCAACGUAUAUGGCUGCCUCAUCGGAAUCUCGCAAUUAAAAAAAACCUUCAUGAUUAAAUACUUUUUUCUUUAUAUGACGUCACUAUUCAUGUAAAAAAACAUUUACUUACUAUGAUAUUAGCCUUAUAAAAAAAAAAACAUAUUUAGUAAUAAAAUAUCUUAAAAAGAGAUGAAUUGAUCAGUUUUGUAUCUAGAUCAUAGUCCAAAAAUAUAAUUAGUUUUAGUUAUAAUAUAAUAUAUUGUAAAAACUUGACGAAAAAUAACAAUAAAACGGCAAAAUGAAGAGCGAUGUAGUCAAAUGUGUCUUAUAAUUUAUGUGGGUCGAACAAAAUGUGUAGGAUCGAUUUUUUGUCAAGUUUCAAAGAUAUUGUAACUUCACGUGAUUAUAAUAAAAAGUUAAGUUUAAA
Molecule: messenger RNA, 4511 nt
Organism: Helicoverpa armigera (cotton bollworm)
Lineage: Eukaryota; Metazoa; Arthropoda; Insecta; Lepidoptera; Noctuidae
Product: heparan-alpha-glucosaminide N-acetyltransferase
Exons: 10
Coding region: 134-1852 (572 amino acids)
Source: RefSeq, a predicted model, not a curated record